AUGGUUUGGGGAGGUUUUCAAAUGAAAAAAUUGGAAAGCCUCAAAAGUUUAGACUUGUUCAACUGUGAGGUGACAAACCUGAAUGACUACAGAGAAAAUGUUUUCAAGCUGCUCCCUCAGUUGACGUACCUCGACGGCUAUGACAAAGAGGAUAAAGAAGCACCCGACUCUGACGCCGAAGCUUACGUCGAAGGCCUAGAUGAUGAUGAGGAUGAUGAAGAUGAGGGAGAAGAGGAGGAGUAUGAUGAAGAUGCAGCUCCAGGAGAUGAAGAUGAAGAGGAGGGAGAGGAGGAUGAUGAGGAAGAGGAGGAAGAAGAGGACAUCAGCGGAGAGGAAGAGGAGGAGGAAGAGUUAAAUGACGGCGAGGUAGAUGAUGAGGAAGACAUUGAGGAGGAGCGGGGUCAGAAGAGGAAAAGAGAGCUGGAUGAGGAAGGGGAGGAAGAUGAUGACUGAACAUGCACUCCCCCUAUUGUGAUCUGACCGUUUAACCCCUGUAUAUCUGUCCUAUUGUCACUCUGCGAUGGUUUGGGGAGGUUUUCAAAUGGUAGGGGGUGGGUUAGUAUAAAGAUUAAAUAUUUGUUUUUAGCUUUUUUGUUGUUGAUGUUGUUGUUGUUUUCUUUUGGUUUGGUUUGUACUUUCAGUUUGAUUCCCUUCAUUUUCGCCAAAAGUUCUUCAAAUGGCUGACAACACCGUGUGGAAAAUUAUUAUUGUUGGAAAAAAAAGACCAGUAUGCUCUUGUAAUUUUCCCCUUGUCUUUACUGUUGAUGCCUAAAUGCUGGUGAUGACUUAU
This is a messenger RNA of Sinocyclocheilus anshuiensis, 790 nucleotides long. Its product is annotated as acidic leucine-rich nuclear phosphoprotein 32 family member A-like. Gene Ontology annotation, cellular component: nucleus. Gene Ontology annotation, biological process: regulation of apoptotic process. Gene Ontology annotation, molecular function: histone binding. The record is from RefSeq and is a predicted model, not a curated record. Lineage: Eukaryota; Metazoa; Chordata; Actinopteri; Cypriniformes; Cyprinidae. The transcript is spliced from 5 exons. The coding region runs from base 1 to 453 and encodes 150 amino acids.